ACGUACAUUGCUUGUUUGAGGUUGUUUGUGUAGACGAGUUUGCUCGACUCCCGGCUCGGGCAGUUGUCAGUCGCUCGGCGCAGGAGACGCACCUACGUGUUUGUGUAACUUCGUUCUACACGCAGCCAACAUGACUAGCAACAAAAUAUGGCAAAAGAUGCAAGAGGAUGGGUACGUGGUAUUAGAAGAUUUCCUGUCCCCAUCCGAAUGUGACGAGAUGGUGGCAGCCGGGACAGAAUUCACAAAGAACUUACCUCCUAAAGAACAACGGAUAAUUUUCUCUACUGUCGACUCCGAAAAGAAGCAACUACAAGACGAGUAUUUCCUGAAUAGCAACGAUAGCAUCAGUUAUUUCUUCGAAGCAUCUGCAGUUGGGCCUGAUGGAGAACUGACUGUAGACCCCAGCAUAUCUCUAAACAAGGUCGGUCACGCGUUGCACUACCAGCAUCCAAUCUUCAGAUGCUACACGUAUUGUGACCGCGUGAAGGAAGUUGCCAAAGCUCUGGGCUUCAAGGAGCCGGCGGUGGUGCAGUCCAUGUACAUCUACAAGAACCCUGGUGUUGGAGGCGAAGUAACUGCACACCAAGACAUCACAUACCUACACACCGCUCCCAUCCCACCAGUGGGUUUCUGGAUAGCCCUGGAAGACGCUACAGUACAAAAUGGAUGUCUCUGGAUAGUCCCUGGGUCCCACAAGUCUGGGGUCCAUAGAAGACUUACAAGGAACUUUGACAAAGACAGUAAAGACAAACUGAUAUACGAUAGUCCAGCUCCAUUCUACCCUCAGUCUAGAUUUACUGCAGUUCCAGUUAGUAAAGGUACCUGCAUUGUCCUCCACGGUAACGUGGUGCACAGGAGUGCGCACAACCACUCCAGCAACGGGCGGCCCGCGUACACGUUCCACAUCGUGGAGAAGCAGGACAACCAGUACUCCGCGGACAACUGGCUGCAGGAGGGGGAGCGCGCGCCCUUCUCCAACCUCUACACCACCUCGCAGCUCAUAUAGAUAGAUCACUCGCACCAUCGACUAUGUCUCUAGAUAACGUGAAAGUUUUCUGGCUUUUACCUUAUUUUUUGAUGGUUUUUAAUUACGUAAUUUAAUAAUAAUAAGUAAUUAAGAUUUUGAUAAUGAAAUGUAAUUAAAAUAAGGAUUAUUGCGAAAAUUACAUACAUUUACAUAAGUGCUGUCAAUUUAAACUAUUUUCAUCGACAUUUGGAAAAGUAAAUUGAUACUGUACAUAUUUACUUUGUACCCGCUGCGCACGAGCACAGCUUACGGUACCUAUUAUAAUGUUUAAAAUUAUUCACAAGUCGUGUCAAGUACCUGUAUGGGCAUUAGUAAUUGUACCUAGGGCCUAAUAGGUAGUAAUAGUUACCAUACUAUGACCCUCAUGUUAGUAGAUACCUUUAUAAGUACAAAACUUAAAAAUGAGUCGCUAAAUUUAAUAUAUGUUUGUUUUAUAACGUGUCGUGAGACAUAUUAAAUUAAUUACAUUGUACGGCUUAUUUACAUAACGUCGACGAGGUAACGCGAUUAGUUUCAAGCCAUGCCAGGGGCCCGUAGCGUGAGCUUUAUCGCGUGACAUGAAGUCUAUGACUCCCGGGUUCCUGGAGUGAUUUAUCUACCUACCUAUAUUUAAAAAAUAAAUGUAUAUCUGCAAUAGUACUAAAAUAAAUAUUCAAAAAUUGUGUUUGUGAUGUCACUCAUAUUUUUAUACAUUGAUGAUUAUAUUAUAUUAUAUUUUUAUAAUACGUCUCAAUAUUUUUAUGUAAUAUUUUUUGUGAUAAUGACAUACAUAAAUACUUAUUGUACGCCAUAUUUUUUGACAAAAUUACAAUAAUUACGAUGA
Spodoptera frugiperda (fall armyworm) is the source of this 1850-nucleotide messenger RNA. RefSeq names its product phytanoyl-CoA dioxygenase domain-containing protein 1 homolog (gene Phyhd1). The record is from RefSeq and is a predicted model, not a curated record. The transcript has 6 exons. Bases 131 to 1006 code for a protein of 291 amino acids. Lineage: Eukaryota; Metazoa; Arthropoda; Insecta; Lepidoptera; Noctuidae.